AUGUCUUCCUCUCGCUCUCCAUCUCAAAUUUCUCCAACCCCUGCCCAACCAAACGCAAAAGCACAAUUACUUCCUGCAAACACCAACAAGUCUCCUUGUGAUCUCACUUCUCCUUUGUCUCAUUUGUCUUCGCCUCAUUCACCUCCUCAAUCUCCUUCUACUUCGACCUCUACUUCUACGGCUCUAUCCACUUUAGCUCCAUCUCGUUCUUUCCCCACUCUUCCUUCAACACAUUCAUUACAUCUCCAUGCAAUUUACCAACAAUCCCUCUCUACUAAUGACGAUGAGAAUGCUCAGAAUUCCAAUGAUUCAAUCGCCACUUCUCCUGCUCCUCCUCCUUGCCCUCUUCUCUCUCCAACGUCACCUCCAAUUCUCAUUUCCACUCGCAUGCCUCCUCCUUCUCACACAUCUCCUCCUCUAUCAUUCCACACUUCAAACUCCACCACACACUCACAAAUAUCCCAAUCCGCACACAACACACAACACACAUCAGUUCCACAUGGGGAUGCAUCCCUACUCUCCAUCACGGAGACCACCACCACC
This is a messenger RNA of Rodentolepis nana, 543 nucleotides long. The record is from the annotation of a GenBank genome assembly. NCBI's taxonomy places the organism in Eukaryota, Metazoa, Platyhelminthes, Cestoda, Cyclophyllidea, Hymenolepididae.